This is a messenger RNA of Colletotrichum karsti, 2022 nucleotides long. RefSeq names its product ARS binding protein 2. The record is from RefSeq and is a predicted model, not a curated record. Lineage: Eukaryota; Fungi; Ascomycota; Sordariomycetes; Glomerellales; Glomerellaceae. Gene Ontology annotation, molecular function: DNA replication origin binding. The coding region runs from base 1 to 2022 and encodes 673 amino acids. The transcript is spliced from 2 exons.
AUGGCAGCCGCUCCUCCGCGGUCUUCCUCGUCUUCGAUUACUUCCCGCUCGCUUCUUCCUGACAGGAACGUCACGGCUGACACCAUCGAGGACGCUUACGUACAGUUCGUGCUGCACUGCAAUCCCGCCGUGCCGGCCGAGACGGACACGGCGCAGCUGCGGGAGGCGUUCCGGGUGCCGCCCAAGAGCGGCGGGAAGAGCUUCAGCACUUUUACCCUCUUCCAGCUAAUCAGGCAGUUGGAGACUAAGGAGAUUAAGACAUGGGCCGAGUUGGCCCUGAAGUUGGGCGUUGAGCCUCCAGAUCAGGACAAGGGGCAGAGUUCGCAGAAGAUCCAGCAGUAUGCUGUCCGGCUAAAGCGCUGGAUGCAUUCCAUGCAUGUGGAUGCCUUCUUCGAGUACCUCAUGGACCAUCUGCAUCCAUACUGGACGGAGAUUCCUCCUGACCCGACUCCUGUAUGCGAGGCAGGAAGAGACGGGGUGUUGGCGGAGGAUGACAUGGCUCUCAGAGCCCUACUACCGCAAAUCAGACCGCGACGUGGAAGGAAACGUCCAGAUGACGACGACCUCGCCAAGUCUCCAUCGCAGAAGGCGAGAAUCGACUCGCCGCCGAUAGGGAAUGGCUUUCGCGGCGAUAAUCCUGGAUCAUGGUCCGCGCAUCCCGACAGCAGGGCCACAUUUGGCUGUUCUGACCCUCUCAAACUCAGUGCAAACAUGGCAUCGACUUCUGGGUGGCCCCAAGCUCCUGAUUUGGCGCAAACACCACUCUCGGCCUACCCGCAGGCGUCAAUGUCCGCGAUCACGCCUUCAACAAACCGCAAUGCGUUCUGGGGCGAUACUGAACCUAGGUCAGCUAUCACGCCGUCAAAACCCAAGGCUUCUCACCGACGGCACGGUGCCAAAGUUGUGUCUUCUGCAUGGCGGAGUGGUGGACCAGGAGCUUCUGGAAAGACCCGCGGCAGACCGCCUAUGAAUAAGUCGAGCACUGAAGGGCCAUUCGUAUCCUUCCCUGCGGAAGGGCCGGCUUACAAGAAGCCAAGUCCAGAGAACAAGGGCGUGCAGACACCGAUUACGCCCGAAGCCUCGAUAACACAGAGCACACCACCAGCCGUGCCGUCAGACUACCUCCCGCGUCCAUCUCAGGUGCCUCGGCCAGCGAAACCCAACAUCUCCUUGCAGGUCCCCAAACGACUCGGGGGUGCGGUUCGCCUCGCAACACCUCCUCCGCCUGUGGUAAUGGUAAACGGUGGUUUACCAGACGCAGGCGAUCUCUCAACUACGGCACCGCCGGUGGAGCUCCCGCCUGGCAACAACCCUCAACCGCCGUUACCGCCCGUCGACUUGGAGGCGCAACAAUCUGCUCCUGACAUACUGCCCGCAGUGAAAGGCAACGAGCCCCCACCGCAGCCGAACGAUAUCCCUAUCGGUAUGUUCGAGAACAUGGAGGACCGCACAAACAUCGAGGCGGUCCUCGGCUACUUUACCGAAGAAACGGCGAACGGCGAGUGGGUGAACGCGGACAAUGAUCCUAUCGAGGGUUGUAGCAUGGCCGAGGCGAACGCGCUCGUACACACGACAGUGGAGAGAAUGUGGCAGACGGCACCGAACCAAGACGCGUUCCUCAUCAACCUCGCCGCACUGGCGGGUGGACGCUCGCUCAUGACAACGAGCAAGUUGAAGGUCAAGCGAGAGGCGGAGUACGCCGACAGAGCUACGUACUCGUGCUCCUGGGAAUUCCGAAUGGGGAGCAUCCGUGGCAACUACAAUAUGGUGCAGACGGUUAUGUAUAAUCGGUGGAAGAAGACGCCUGAGGAGAAAGAGAGGGAUAAGCCCGAAGUGAAGGCGACGAUUGGAGGAGUCAAUGAGCCGGAAUCGGAGUGGGAGCAGAGGUACAGGGAUCUACUGGCAGUGUCCGAGAAGAGGGACAAGGAGCUGCAGGCGUUGAGAUCCGGUAUAUCAUCGGUGUUGGGCCAAACCUUCAAGGACGCCAAGCAGGUCGAGGAGAAGCAUGGCAAAAAGUCAUGA